Molecule: messenger RNA, 1715 nt
Organism: Penicillium brasilianum
Lineage: Eukaryota; Fungi; Ascomycota; Eurotiomycetes; Eurotiales; Aspergillaceae
Source: the annotation of a GenBank genome assembly
GCAUGACUCUCGAAUUAAGCCGAACUCACAGAUAACAUACUUCAAUCACCUUUCCAUCAAUCAAUCAAUAGAUGACAGCUCAAUCGCCUGGGGGUCUUUAAAAUCAGCAUGGGUAGCACGUAACCCCCCGAUAAGCUUGAGGUCCCACCUCCACUAUGGCGACAGCGCCCGCUGUCCCUCCACUUUCCAUCAACAUCCCCUCAGCUGAUAGAAUUGAAUGAUGACCCUCACGAACCCAGUCCGCCAAGUUGCAAUCAUUGGGGCAGGGCCAUCUGGCCUUGCCUCGUUGAAGUUCCUGUUAGCAGAGAAACACUUCGAGCGUAUCGACUUGUUCGAACAAAGAAGCUCGGUUGGAGGUGCCUGGAAUUACAGUCCCAGCUCUGCAAAAGCUGGACUGGCCACGACUGUCCCUCAGCUUGAUCCAUUUGAACCUGCGGAAAACCCGACCUGGAUCAAAGAAGCAGAUGGCUCAUCCAGCGCCGUCUUCGUAUCGCCUCUGUAUGACAGGCUCGAAACCAAUAUUCCAAAGGAGUUGAUGCGCUUCUCUGAUCAUCCUUUUCCGCGAGAUGCUCAGCUCUUCCCCAAGCACCACACUGUGAAGCAGUACUUGGAGGACUAUGCUGAGGCCGUAAAGAGCCAUAUCCACUUUGAAACCCAGGUGGUGGAUGUCAAGCUGAGUGACCCCAAACUGAGCACUUGGGAGGUGACGACAAAAAAUCUCCGCAACGGCCAGAAUACUACUCGACCCUAUGAUGCAGUUGUCGCGGCAAGCGGGCAUUUCACCGUCCCUUAUCUCCCCAACAUUCCUGGGAUCGUGGACUGGGAUCAAUCAUACCCCGAGGCAAUCUCACACUCCAAAUUCUACGACUCCCCUGAGCCUUUUGCGGGCAAGAAGGUCGUUGUAGUGGGAAACUCCGCGUCGGGGCUUGAUAUUGGCGCCCAAAUCAAUACGGUUUCCGCAGGCCCGAUUAUCGCGUCGCAACGCUCAGAGUCCUAUUUGUCUGCAUCUGCCCCAUCUGAUAAGAUCAUCUGCCCGGAGAUCGCUGAGUUCCUAUCACCGGCCAAUUACAACCGAGGUCUUCGAUUCGCCAAUGGCCGUAUUGAAGAAAACGUUGACGCGGUUGUCUUCUGCACGGGUUAUUUUUAUUCGUUUCCCUUCCUCUCGUCCCUGAAUCCAGCGGUCGUCACACAUGGAUGGCGAACCAUGCAUGUCUAUCAGCAAUUAUUCUACUCUGAACACCCUACGCUAGCAUUUCCAGUCCUUGCACAGCGUGUGAUUCCAUUCCCAAUGGCUGAGAAUCAAGCAGCUGUCUUCUCCCGUGUUUGGUCCCAACGACUCGUGCUCCCUUCAAAAGCAGAGAUGCAGGCAUGGGAAGAUACACAAGUGACCAAAAAGGGAGAUGGAAAGCAAUUUCAUCUUCUACCAUUCCCGAUGGAUGCUGAUUAUUUGAAUUUCUUGUAUACGUGGGCCACAUCAGCUAAGCCACGCCCGGGACUCUCGACUGGUGGGCAUGGCAAACAGGGGGCGUUUUGGGGAGAACGGGAACGGUGGAUGCGUGCGCUAUUCCCUGAGAUAAGAAGAGCCUUUGUACAGAGAGGCGGUCAGAGGAGUAGCGUCAGGACUCUUGAGGACCUUGGCUUCAUAUUCGAUAAUCAGAAAUUAAAGAGUAGUAUAUAGUAUAGGUAUAGAAUUAGAUCAUAUUACUUGACCUGAG